This is a messenger RNA of Apodemus sylvaticus (European woodmouse), 1890 nucleotides long. Its product is annotated as sentrin-specific protease 2-like. Gene Ontology annotation, molecular function: deSUMOylase activity. Gene Ontology annotation, cellular component: nucleus. The record is from RefSeq and is a predicted model, not a curated record. The coding region runs from base 192 to 1472 and encodes 426 amino acids. The transcript has a single exon. Gene Ontology annotation, biological process: protein desumoylation. Lineage: Eukaryota; Metazoa; Chordata; Mammalia; Rodentia; Muridae.
AAAGAAGAGCCAUUCAGAGGCUAAUAGCUUUCCUUCCUUGGACCCACCAAGCGUUGGAAGAAGGGACUCUUCAGGCUCAAGGGACAUCAACCCAAGAAAACCCACCUGGAGCCAGGCCCACAACUGCUUUUCCUUCAAUCUAAAAAGGCAGAACUACAGGAGAACCAACACCCUCGAACAAUCAAUCUAAAAUGCCUGGGAUAGGGAUGAAGCCCGAAGAUGCAGGAAAAGCGCGAAAGCGCAAAUUCCAGCAUGAAAGGGGGGCAGAAUCUGAGCCUGAAGAUUUGGGACAAGUCCCAAGAAAGAAAUUCCAGGAGGGAACAGAGAUAGUAUUUAGAGAGCCUGGCGAUGCUCAGAAGACCACCCCUCAGGAGCAACAGCAUCCGGACCAUCAGGAAGAAGAGCCAGGCAGGGGUCAUGUCCUUAAACUCCAUGAGGAGAGUCCAAGAAAACAGAAAGUCCUGCAGAAUAUGAAAGAACCUCCAGAGCAGGCUCAAACGGAGAGGAAGCCUACUGAUGGGGGCACGGGUCGCAAGCGUCCCCAUUCCUCCUAUUCCAUCCUGGAGGAAAACGAUCACCCCACCCCACAGAAAAAGCACAGAAGGUUACCUCCAGACCUUCAGUGUGUAGACCAUGUAAGAGCCGAUCCACACAGGCCAGACUUACCGGAAACAUCAGCGCAAAGCAACCUGGAUAGUGGUAGCAGAGGUACUUUACUCCCCGACAAGACACCAGUACUUGCUGCAAAUAAAAAGCCUCUCGGGGACAAGGAAAAAGGCAGAGAAGUGGAUCGGAUCAUUAAUCUUACACAGGAAAUGGAGGAAGAAAUAAAGAAGGCAUUGGGUCCAGGGCCUCUAGAGGACAUCCUAAGCAGUAGGUUCAAGCUACAAGUCACCCGAGAAGAUAUACAGACCCUGGAGAGUGGCCGGUGGCUGAAUGAUGACAUCAUUAACUUUUAUCUCAACCUUCUCGUGGAGAGAAACGAAGAGCAGGGCUACCCAGCUCUUCACGUAUUCAGUACGUUCUUCUAUCCCAAACUGAAGCACAGUGGCUACUCUUCUGUAAAAAGGUGGACGCGAGGAGUCGAUAUCUUUGAGAAAGAAGUAAUCAUAGUGCCUAUCCACCAGCAGGUGCACUGGAGCUUGGUGGUCAUCGAUAUAAGGAAACAAAAUAUUGCGUACCUCGACUCCAUGGGUCAAUCAGGAAAUUCAAUCUGUGAGACCAUCUUUCAGUAUCUACAGAACGAAAGUAGGACAAGAAGGAACAUCGAGCUGGACCCUUUGGAGUGGAAAAGAUACAGUAUGACAUCAGAGGAGAUUCCUCAGCAACUGAAUGGGAGUGACUGUGGGGUGUUUACCUGUAAAUAUGCAGAUUACAUCGCUAGAGACCAACCUGUCACCUUUACUCAGCAGGACAUGCCCUUCUUCAGGAAGAAGAUGGUAUGGGAAAUCCUGCACAGUCACUUACUGUAACAACAUCCACCUGGUUGCUAUGGUCCCCGGCCCUGUACUUUUCCAUCCACGUUUCUAAUAUACCUCAAGGAGGAUGAGUUGAAGAGAUUAGAAACACUGAAGGAGCUGUCUGACUGGACCAAGCCCACUCUCUUCAAUAUAGUGCUAUCAUGGGCUGUGGGACUGCUGCCCUAAUGCCAUCUCUAGGAUGGGUGCAACUACUGCAAGCUUAGAAACUGCUGCUGUCCAGCCCACAGGAGACUACUUGUCCAAGAAAUAAUGUUAUAAUGCUGGAUUUAGUCAAUGAAUUGGUGCUUUUGUUUAUUUUGUUUGGUCUUUUGGUUGUGGCUUUGAUUUUAUUCUUUUGUAUUUAUAUUUUUGUGCGUAUUUUGCUUUUAUUGAUGAUUUUGUGUUUUUUGUGUCUCCUGGGUUUUUUGUU